Messenger RNA from Metarhizium acridum CQMa 102, 2622 nucleotides. Lineage: Eukaryota; Fungi; Ascomycota; Sordariomycetes; Hypocreales; Clavicipitaceae. The record is from RefSeq and is a predicted model, not a curated record.
AUGGAGAAGUCUUCUGCUGCGGCGGACGGCAUCGCUGGCACCGCUUCCGCCGCCGCCGCUGCCGGCCCGUCCAGCACCAAGACCAACAACACAACUGGUCCCAAUGGCCCGUCAUUACCACCGCCGAACAGCUCUACAACCGAAUGUCAGACCUCGAAACAAUCAUCGGCAGCCAAUUCUGUUGCGCAAUCGCCAGCCGCCUCCAGAGAUGGUUCGCCUUCUCGACAACCUCGUGGAACAACGUCGUCUGCUAAGCAAAGCGGGAGCAGGUCCCGCAAGAAUAGCCAUCAAGAAUUGAGCCCAACUCGCCAAUUAAGACAGGGUAGCCAAGAUCAAGGUGCACCGACCCGAACCUUGUCAUCGAUGACUACCCCGAACCUACGUCCCAGUAACAGAGAAACCCCGAUAUAUGCGCCAACACCACAGAAGCCAUCAGCCAUCCCGGACCUGAAGGAUAACCCGCGGUGGCCAGUGUCUCCACGACUACGAUCACCUCCACCACAACUAGGCCGGCCUAGGGCGACAACUCCCACACGCCGUAAUGAACAAGAGGCUCCAGUGAUCAGUAUUCAACGGCCGAGUCCAUCGCCACACGUCUCAGAUACGCAAGCGCAAGUCUUGGACAGCGACACUGACGACUCUCACGCCCCUUCAGGCGUAAGAACUCCAGCCCGGGGGUUGUUAGAGACUGUCCAAGAAGUGAGCCAUAACAACUCACCUGCACGGCCUAGCGAUUCUGCCUUGCUGGAACAAGUCAAGGAGAAGCUUGGAGCUCCCGACAACCACUCGGACGGUGCCCUUAGUGAUGGGGGCCGUGCCUUGAAAUCGAAGAUGAGCACUGUUAAUGAACAGUAUGGAGCUGACAGCGGCACUAUCAGAGCGGACUCAAGAAGGCCAAGCUCAGUCCCUCCUCCACCCUUGGUAUCCAGACAGUCUAGUGCCAUGUCGGGAAAGCAAACCAAAUCGAAGCCAGAAACGGGUUCUACUCAGAGUAUGACGGUCGAGACUGAGACAGUCUCAAGUAUUCCACAGGUAGCGCUCACGACGGCUACGAAGGAAGGGGGUAAUGCAACGUUAAAAGCCAAGCCAAGCACGGAAACCAUCAAACCUAAGAAGGAAAAGAAGAGGACCGCCAGGAAGCAACCAGCAACAAACGCAAUACUACCGCCUUAUCCUCACCAGGGACUAACAUUUUAUUGUCUGGUAGCCUCUUCCAAAGCCGACAACUUCGAAGCUAAGAUAGCUAGUGCCGUUGAUGAGGCCAAUACUUCCGAUUCUGAGGAGACCUUUGUUUAUGAUUCGAAUCCGCCAGAUAAUACGGAAAGAACGAACCGCCGCUUUCAUUCCCGGACGCCCAGUGCUACCUCCAUGGCUAGUCAAGUGGACCGACAAAAUCUGCGGUCCAUCUAUGGUGUAUUGGAAGGCAGCAGCCACGGACCGGUUGCCAAGAAGAGCAUGAAGUUUGUGAACACCUUUAAUGGAAAUGCUAGUGACAGCCUUACACCGGGGGAUGAAGACGGCAAGGGCAGUGGACGCAGUGUCGGGGGAUCUGCCAGAGGAACAGUGCGACAUCAUCACCACAUCGGUCGAUGGGGUCGACAGCCAGGCAAUGGCCACGCUUCUUUAUUCGAUAACGAGUCUCCGUUUCCUAAUGCAGCCAAGUCAAAAUUUUCCUCAAGCAACAACCUCAACAACUCUCGCAAUACCUCGAAUCCUUCAAGCCCGAGGACAUUCCUGUCUACUCGCGGGCAUUUGAAUCCAAAACGCUCCGCGAUGCAGAUGUCGUCGGGUUACGAUUUAGACGACACUACUGGCGCUGACGAUGAACGCACGCCGCUGCUCGGCACAGCACGUUCUUCACGAGGCGGGCGACGACGUGGACCUCACACACUUCGCCAAGCCGAGUCUCAGACUUAUACAAGGCGGUCAUCAUAUCUCAAUCGCUUCGCUGCAUGUCUUGUGUUGACAAUGAUGCUACUUCUAGUCAUCACAGGAGCUAUUGGGUUUAUGUUUGCCACUUCUCAACCCAUGACGGACAUCGAGAUUGUGUCAAUCAAGAACGUUGUUACAAGCGAGCAAGUGUUGAUGUUCGAUCUAACUGUCAAAGCACACAAUCCCAAUAUUGUUGUGGUUACAAUCGACCACGCAAAUCUGGAGAUUUUUGCCAAGUCGGAAUAUGCUGGAAAUGAUUCAGACUGGCGGAAAUAUCCAGGAACUUCCAAUGAGAUUCAUGCCAGAGAUGACCCGGUGAAUGAUCCACCGAAAGGUCCUGGAGAAGGCGAUGGGGAUGACACCGAUUCUAGGCCUAAUAUUUUAUUGGGACGGAUCACCGAAUUUGACAGUCCACUGACUUUUGAGGGCUCUUUGUUUCAUCAAGGCGCUUCUUCUUCGACAGGAGAGAUGCAACUUCCGAAUCCAGGAAAUGGCACUUCCGGCGGCUCUGAACGAUGGGGUCACAUCUAUCAAAAUGAAUUUGACCUGAUUGUGAAGGGAGUGGUGAAGUAUAGCCUACCACUGAGUGCUCAUAUCCGUAGUGCUACGGUAUCUGGUAGGACUACCGUGAAGCCAAAUUCGGCGAACGAUCCGUCGCACAAGCCGAACAGUACCAUUCUGGGCAUAUAG